This is a messenger RNA of Neurospora hispaniola, 657 nucleotides long. RefSeq lists its product as uncharacterized. The transcript is spliced from 4 exons. Bases 1 to 657 code for a protein of 218 amino acids. NCBI's taxonomy places the organism in Eukaryota, Fungi, Ascomycota, Sordariomycetes, Sordariales, Sordariaceae. The record is from RefSeq and is a predicted model, not a curated record.
AUGACCAUGUUGAUGUCAGUGAGCUGGGCAUGGGUGGCCGAUAGAUAUCAAACCCAGAGCCAUGGUUGGGGAUAUUGCGGGACAAGGAAAGCCCUACGGGUUGAUGUCGAAAGUGGCGUCCCAUCCCCGGUCCUGGGCCACCACAGGACAUGGUCGGUGGUGACAUGGCACCUUUCUGGCAUCCGCGGUGACGGAAGGGCUAGGCUCAGCUGGAAAGGACAUGCAGCGCCAGAUAGGAAUUGCAUGGGUUUGAGCCCGGAAUCGGGGACCGUGCAGGAACCGGCCCUGGCGGCUCUCUCCCGAGGCGAUACACUAGAUAUAGGAGUACCCGGUAAAGACGGGGCCGGGCUUCAUGUCCCCAACAAAGUAGCUCGAUGGUGGCGAGCCGGAAGUAGAACGUCUCACAUCACAGGGCCGGCGGAAACUGUGAUGGGCCUUCGAAAAAGAGCCGAGAACAAAUUCGACCAGCAGGCACGAUGCACACGACAGCCGAAUCUCUACGGUCGUUGCGCCAGCCCGAGCGACAAGCUGAACACACAACUACACGAUGCACACUUGCUGCCGCACGGUGAUUCGCAAGUCCGGCUACGCAGAGUUGCCACAUCGCCAAACUUGAAGCAAGAGAGACCCAGCUGGGUGCAGAUUGACGGUCGGUGA